Heterobilharzia americana is the source of this 318-nucleotide messenger RNA. The record is from the annotation of a GenBank genome assembly. Lineage: Eukaryota; Metazoa; Platyhelminthes; Trematoda; Strigeidida; Schistosomatidae.
AUGACUUUCAUUUCAAAGGUGUGGUAUCACUCUAAUUGUUCUACACGUGGCCGUGGUUGUUACAAUACACGUUUACUAGAUCAAGGCGGAUGUUGUACAUGGUAUAAUGAGCCUAAUUUGUUGAGUGAAAUUGAAGAACAUUUGGCUGAUGCCUUUGAUGGAAAAGUUGUGUAUGGACAGAAAUUGAAACAAAUGGCACCGAAAUACAAAAGUCAUGUGGAUCUUUUAGCAUCUUCUGUCAAAGAAUUGGAUAGUCUUGAAAAAAGAUCACAGCAAGAUUUUCUGCGUUUACGAUAUGGCGGUGAACUAGCAAUAUGA